GCCAUAUAUGGGCACACCACCGACUCUCGUUUGCUAUUGGCUGGCCGCCUUAUGCAGCUGCUUGUCAACAAGAUGGCCUUCCUCCUUCAGUCGUUUUGACACUGAUUAUUUUGGUAUCCACGCACACAUACCGUAAACGCUUGUGUCACUUCUAAAUACAUAGAAGGAGAGGGGCUGCUGAGAGUCCUAACAAGGUAUACAAUCCGCUAGGCUGUGUUCAGAGAACUGACAAGCCUCGAUAGCAGCCACCGCCGCUUCGAGAAGAUUGAUAAUAGAAAGUACUGUAGUUGCUGUCGACGUUAGCCCGAGCGGCAGCUAGCUUAGCUACGUGGACGCGAACACUUAAAGUCGUGUCACCUGCAAUUCACUACACAAACUGGUUUGGCUACAAGAAGUACUACGAGGAAAGUCUUACCAUCGACGCUUUAAGAGCUGGGACGGUUGCUUGUGAAGGCCAUAGUUGUUGAGGUUGCAUGCUUGAUCUAAGGGAAGCUCUGCGGCAGACUGUUCCCCACAGGGCAGCACCAAGAUAGGACUCUGACCAUGAGCGCGCUGGUUGUGGGUACCUGCAGGCCAGCAUAGCUGCUGGCAUGUUCCAGAGGUCCGCGUCCUGAUGGACCGAGACACCUUCUCUCACAUCCGUCUGUGGUGCCCACGCCCCUUUGGCACCUACUCGCAGAACAAAGCCAGGAGUCCUGGCACAGGGGGCAAUGUUAUAGCCGUAGGUGGGGCAGGGUCUUCCUCCCUCUGCAAGGGUGAUCCCCCUCCUGGUGCGAGGAGGGCCGGAGAUGGCACAGAAGAUGGAGGAAUUCUCGUGGGUGUGCAGGAAAACAAUGUAAAAGUGGAGGAUGUGGGCUCUGAGAACACACCACCUGAACCUGAACUUAACUCUGGCUCCCUGAUGCAAAGUCAGCCCGCUAUGCCCACAUCCUCUCCUCCACCGCUCCCUUCUUCUGGGACUCAAAUGGAAGAUGGUCGAGUGCUGCUGGACACCUGGUAUGUCAUUAAACCAGGAAACACUAAGGAGAAGAUUGCCUUCUUUGUGGCACAUCAGUUUAGUGGGGCAGGCCAACCCCGACCCAGCGCCAUGAAGGUUAAAGGCAACUGGGCAACUGACUGUAGUAAAGCAAAAAGGCGAAGAAGAUGCUCAUCCUAUGACCCACCAAACCGUACACUUGCCUCCGAAACGCACCUCAGCCAUGGCUCCUCUGAAGCACCCAAAGCACUCCCUAGCCCUGAUCAACCAGCAAUCGAUGGGGCGACUGAGACCGACCUGCUGUCAGUGGCUCAGAUGGUUGCCUUGGUUGAACAAAGGACAGCCAUGGCCCUCCGGAACAUUGUGGCUGUACACGGAAACCAGCACCAGCCCUCCAUUUCCAGUCAAGAGCAGGGCUUUACCCCUCACCAGCACACAUUACUCCGGGAAACAGAAUCGGAGCCCUCGCAUUUGUCCUUCAUGUCUGACAAUUCAAAAGGCCAAUCUUCCAAAGAAGUCAAGGAAUUAUCCGCUCCCAUUCAGACGGACCAGGAGCUGGAGGAACAGCAAGAGUCAUGCCGGGUUGCACAGGCCAUCGCGCACUUUGAGUCUCAGAAUCUGGAGAAUCGCCUCCAUAUGGGCGCUGGUUCAGCUAUUGGCUUUUCUCAUCGAGACAGGGAGCUGAGAGGAGGAGCAGAGUCCAGUCAUGUAGCUCCUCCGCCACCCCCCAAGCACAGCCAAGGGGAGGUGAGGAUAGCUUUCAGAGUAUCAAAUCUGGACCCUUCUUCUCAGCUGGAGCCGGCAGGCCGGUCACGCUGUAUGUUUAUGAGUUGCGGAGGCGGGAGCAGCCAGGCGGCAGCCAGAUCGAAGGAGAAAAUUACCUGUGACCUCUACCAGCUUGUCAGCCCCUCUUCAAGAGACCCCAGUAGCCUGCUGCUUGCCGCCACGACUCCUGCGCCGAAACCAGACGGAGACCUUCAUCACUAUGACAGGCAGACCUGUGGCAGCCCGGAAACAUCCCAGGAACCUUCUUCUGGCGAGAAAAUAUCUCUGGGGGUGGGUCGGGAGCGAGUGACGGGAUUUCACGUGGAAGUCGUGGUGACAGGUGCUGUGGACCAAUGUGUGUUUUAUGGCAAGGACAGUACAGAAAAUGUUCAGGAGGAGACUGUGUGUUUUGCUAUGUCUGGUGGGGGAGGAACGGUUGGCUCUACUGACCACUCAUCAGAGGAUCCUCCUCCAGGACAACUCUUUUUCUUUCCAUCGGCACGAGUGGCAGAGGAGGAAUCAAAUGCAACGGCUUCUGGCAGGGGUUCGGGAUUAUGCUCACUGGACUGUGCCAACAGCAGCAGCCCAGGAGCAGGAGUUCCAUGCUCAGGAGAGCGCGCACCUCGACCGGACUCUCCCCGAGCCAGUGUUGGGGAAGAUUGUUCAGACCCAUCGCUGUGUCGCCUCUAUCGCCACGUCUCCCAUGAUUUUCUGGAGAUCCGCUUUCAGAUUCAGCGCUUGCUGGAACCUCGCCAGUAUAUGCUGCUGCUCCCUGACCACAUCAUGGUCAAUAUCUUCAGUUACCUUCCUACCCGCUCCUUGGCAGCCCUCAAAUGCACCUGCCACUACUUCAAGGUGCUGAUCGAGACCUACGGCGUGCGAGCUGUGGACUCUCGCUGGAAUCAAGACCCCCUUUAUCGAGAUGACCCCUGUAAGCAGUGUAAACGCCAGUAUGAGCGCGGGGAUGUUUCACUGUGCCGAUGGCACCCUAAACCUUACCACCAUGACCUGCCUUAUGGACGUUCUUACUGGAUGUGUUGCCGACGUACGGACAAGGACACGCCAGGAUGUCGUGUCGGACUUCACGAUAAUAACUGGGUCCAGCAGGCUGUUGAUGGCUCUCAGCCCGUCCGAUCCAAGAGAGAGGUCAGACGGGAAGAGGCCAGGUAGAAGAGUAAACAUUUUUGCCUCUCAUUUCUUCUGCUUACCCCGCGUCAUUUCUACUCAAAGGAUGAGCAUGUAAAAGGUGAAAAAGAAAGAGAAAUAAUCACUCCAGGACGUUGUUAAUUCCACCUCAUAUCUUGUUACUCUCAACAUGGUUGAGUGGCAAAGACGGAACAAAAAGAGGUGUGCCACACCAUGGCUUUUUUUUUUUUCUUCGCCUAGUCCUACAGAAUUUCUCUCCUCACUGUACUACAGAGUGGCACAUUAUCAGGUGUGCCUCCCUACCAGUUUUGGGGUCUCUUUUUGCUGCUGUCUGUUUGCCCUGUUCCAAUGCCUCUCGCGUGUCAGGAUUACUGCUCAACUCCGUGCAUUGGAGGUCAUCAGAAAGUUCCUGUGACAAGUUUGCAGUGUAUUUGAUUGAGAUUAGCAUUAAGUGACAAAUAGAAAUGUAAUGCCCUAGAGCCUGGUUUUUGUCCCAAGACUUUUGUCUCCGUUCUGUGUUAGACCACCAACUUCCAUACGCUCAUUGGGUUCAGCGCAGCCGAUUUCAUAAACGAACUGUACUGAACCCACCAUGCCAAACCAUUCAGUGUGGAAUGUCCAGCAUUGCUAAAGAAAUGUGAUUGUAUGCGGCAAACUUGAUAUUCCACCAUAUGGGCUCUGGCCUGCACCAUGCAUUUCUAUUUCUCUGAAUGUGCUGUAUUUAUUAUAUGUCGAUCAGUCCCCCUGAUAAUGCUGCUGAAACCCCAUUGGCUGUGUCACUGAUGUUAUUUCUGGAAAUGCCAUACCAUGAGUUGAUACAGUCUCACAUACUUUAUCAGGUGCCCCCUCCCCCCCCGGAUUCUGAACCUACUUUAGUUCACCAGCCGUCAACAGGAGAAACAAAGGACUAAUUCUGGGAGAUACAAUGUGUAGAUUAAGAUCAGUGGGAUUAAGACAAAAAAAGAAAUGUCGCUUUUUAUGAUUGACUGACUUGCUUGUUUGCCUUUUUUUUUUUUUUAAUGGGGAUUGGCUUUUUUUCGGGUGUACAAGAAUGUUUGCUGUCCUGUUGUCCUACAGGACUUUGCUCCUUAUCAACUGGUCCUCUUUCCCAAAUCACAAAGAAUGUUUUUGUGUUUUACGCAUCAUUGUUCAACUUGUCCAUCUCACUUUUUCCUUCUCCGUCCUCCAACUGGGCAGAGGGUAGUGUUGGCCAUCGGCAACAAUGCUCUUGUGUUAAACCAACCAACACAGACCAUAGAAACUUUCCACCAACCUCCAGCCUUAAAUCCCCCCUUACCUCUAAUUCCCUUGCAGGAGGCAUCAGAUACCUCACAGAUGGUCAAAAAUAUUAGGUGUUGCACCAUACCCCCCCCCCCCACACACACACACCUUUUUUAAGGGGUUUAAUAGACUCUUCAUAAAAUAAAAUUAAAAAGUCCUCUCUUCCUUCAGCUUUUUCCCUUGCUUUUCGACCACCACAUCCCAACAACCUGACUGAUUGGACAUUUUUAUCGUGUUGCUGAAACUCUGCAUGAAGGUGGGACAGUGGUUUGAUCGUCAUGGGAGAUAUCCGUUGGUUCCAGAUAUGAUCAACUCUAAUGGGAAAUAUUGGCAUAAAUGUAAAAGAGGUGAUGAUUAAAACUGGAAAUCCAACAUUGA
Hippocampus comes (tiger tail seahorse) is the source of this 4546-nucleotide messenger RNA. RefSeq names its product F-box protein 46 (gene fbxo46). Gene Ontology annotation, molecular function: protein binding. Lineage: Eukaryota; Metazoa; Chordata; Actinopteri; Syngnathiformes; Syngnathidae. The transcript is spliced from 3 exons. The coding region runs from base 614 to 2911 and encodes 765 amino acids. Gene Ontology annotation, biological process: intracellular signal transduction. The record is from RefSeq and is a predicted model, not a curated record.